Molecule: messenger RNA, 861 nt
Organism: Cyphellophora attinorum
Lineage: Eukaryota; Fungi; Ascomycota; Eurotiomycetes; Chaetothyriales; Cyphellophoraceae
Product: Sphingoid long-chain base transporter RSB1
Exons: 2
Coding region: 1-861 (286 amino acids)
Cellular component (GO): plasma membrane; fungal-type vacuole
Source: RefSeq, a predicted model, not a curated record
AUGCCAGCCCACCACAUCGACACCUCCAACUGCACGGACAUCACUCCCGCCUGCCCCGUCGAACUCACCGUCUAUGGCUACUACCCCACCAUCAGCGCGAACGCCUACGCCGUCGCCGUUUUUUCUCUCAGCCUGGUCGUCAACCUCGCCCUCGGCUACCGCUUCCGCACCUGGACCUACCUCAUCGCCAUGGGCCUCGCCUGCGCGACCUCCAUCGGCGGCUACGCCGGCCGUCUCGCCAUGCACGACAACCCGUGGUCUUCGGCGUUUGAGCUGCAGAUUAUUCUGUUUGGGGCGGAGUGGUCGAGGAUUCCACCGAGGUGGUACACCUACACCUUUAUCUCCAUGGACAUCUUCGCUCUUGUGUUGCAAGGCGCUGGCGGCGGCAUCGCAGCCACGGCCGAUGACGACGACAGCCUCCUUGAUGCGGGCGAUAAUAUCAUGAUUACCGGCAUCGCGCUGCAAGUUGUCACUCUGGCAAUCUUUGGCUGUUUGGUGCUCGACUACGUCAUUCGUCGCGUUCGAGCGAAUGCCCCGCUCUCCGCAAAGGCCUCUCAGACAUUCUACGAUAUCAAGUAUCGGAUAUUCGCUGUGGCGCUGAUCUUCAUCUACCUGCUGAUCAUUAUCCGGUGUAUCUACCGUAUCGCGGAAAUGGCUGGAGGGUGGAGGAACAGCAUCAUGCAAGACGAGAGCCUGUUCAUUGGGCUCGACACGGCGAUGAUGACUAUUGCGACGUUGCUGCAGAGUUUUGUUCAUCCUGGCCUGUUCUUCCACGCCAUGGUGGAGGGCAGGGCUGAGGAGAAAGCGAGGAAGUCGAUCGAGAAAGCCGGAAGGAUCUCGGACGGGGAAGUCUCGUCUUGA